This is a messenger RNA of Fonsecaea multimorphosa CBS 102226, 852 nucleotides long. RefSeq lists its product as uncharacterized. Lineage: Eukaryota; Fungi; Ascomycota; Eurotiomycetes; Chaetothyriales; Herpotrichiellaceae. The record is from RefSeq and is a predicted model, not a curated record. The transcript is spliced from 2 exons. Gene Ontology annotation, molecular function: acyltransferase activity, transferring groups other than amino-acyl groups. The coding region runs from base 1 to 852 and encodes 283 amino acids.
AUGCCAGUCCGGCGGGCCGCAUCGGCCGACAUCCCCGUCAUGGCCACGGUUCUCGCAGCAGCUUUCGGGCCAGAUCGUAUGUUCCAGGUCUUAUUUCCUUUCAAACAGCAGCACCCGGCGGAUUUUGAACGGGCGCUGCGUGAAAGCCUGUGGCUGUCGUGGUACGACUAUCGGAAGGUGUUGAUGGUCUCGUAUAAGCCCAACACCGAUGAGGUGACGCGUAUCGAGGCACCCUCGGAUGGUGGGGAGCGACAAGCUCUGAUACUAGGAUCAUCGUCGACAGCCAACUCCGAGCCGUCUAUCCAGACGGACGGCGAGACCAUCACCGGCAUCGCUGAAUGGGAGCGAGCCGGUGAGGGAUCAUUCCACGUCUGUGGACUCUGGGGAUGGUGGGACCCGCGUCGUUUACUGAAGCCCCUCCUGUCCAUAUUCUAUCGCCUCCGACGGCUUAUAUUCCGCAACAAAGCCGCCGUCCGUCCCACUCUGGAGAAUCCUCGACCGCUUACGUACUGGACGAUGGGUCCGGCGCUCAAACCAUUUAGCAUACAGUUCAUGAACGCCCCGCACCGGCAGACGCACUGGUCGCUUGAUAUUCUGGGCGUGCAUCCAGAUUUCCAGGGGCGCGGGUUCGGGAGGGAGCUGGUGGAGCACGGGCUGGAGAUGGCGCGGUCGGAUCCAAUAGGCGAUGUUCCUGCGUGCGUCAUGUCCGCGGACGGCAAAGAAGCAUUCUACCAAAAGUGCGGCUUCGGAGACCUUAUUGGGUACGUGAGUAAGGUUGAGGACGACAAAGGGAGGGAGAAUCCGCUGAGGAGGCAUGGAGUAGGUGGUGGGGCGGUAUUAUGGACUAAGUGA